This is a messenger RNA of Parnassius apollo (apollo), 3702 nucleotides long. Lineage: Eukaryota; Metazoa; Arthropoda; Insecta; Lepidoptera; Papilionidae. The record is from the annotation of a GenBank genome assembly.
AUGGCAAUUAAUACGCCACCAAAUAUUUCUGCUCGCAUCUUUUAUGGACUUCGAACAGAUAUUCAGUACAAUGCUCAUUUUUUAAGCGAUUCGGAGAUCAUUUAUCCUGCUGGGGGAGUUAUUGUAAUCCACAAUCACCUCCAGAAGAAACAGAAGUUUAUCAGACUUCAAGAUAAGCAUAAACCUAUUAAAUCACUAGUGCUUGCUCCGAAUAGACGAUGGCUUGCUCUAAACGAAAUAGCGGACGAAGGCCAAAAGCCUAUCAUAACAAUUUACGACUUAACCACGUACAAGAGGCGCAAGAUUUUAACAGUACCGUUCGAGAAUUCAACUGCCAGAGAGUUCGCGUGUGUACAGUUCACGUACGACUCCAAGUAUCUCGUGGCGAUAACGGGCGAGCCGGACUGGUACUUAUAUUAUUACAAUUGGGACAAAGGAAAAGUGGAAAGUCACGCUAAAGCGCAAAAUCCUAGCGGUCAAGGAAUCGUUGAAAGCGUGCAAUGUAAUCCUUCGGAUGCAACAUUAGUCGUGAUUACGGGACCGUACACAUUCCGUAUUAUGAAUGUAUCCGAAACUGUAUGGCGUCAAUGGGGAUGGUGUAAAGCAGAAAAUAUCAACAUAACCAGUUGCAUGUGGCUAACAUCUGACCGUAUCAUGUUCGGCACCGACAACGGUGUCAUAAUGAUAGUUGAGAAUGGAGAGCUGCGACAUCAUUGUGUUUUUCGAGCUGUAGAUGUCAUGGAAAUGUCCCUGAAGAAAGUGGAGACUGAGGCCGAAGAAAGUGAGAAGACGAGUACAGCCAGUAAGCCUGAUACCACGAGUGAUCCAGGACUCCUAGAUUCCGAAAUCUACCCAGUCACUUGUUUUGUUAAUUUUCAGAAAGGUUUUGCGUUUUCGUGUGGUCCCGGCUACGUCCACAUGUUCGAGAAAGAGACAAUCCAUCAUUGGAGAAAGAGAAACGUCUUCCGAGUUUCCAAGAAGUCUUAUAAACACACAAGAGAAGAUCCUAUGUGGUCAUCUUUGGAUGAAAUUCAACACAUUACAAUAGAUCCGAACCAGGAAACGUUGCUUAUCACUACGUUACGAAAACAAUUGUACACCGUCAAGUUGUUUGGGCAACACAUGCUGCAGAACCCAGAAAUAACAUUCAGUGAACUCGGUCCAUCGAUGCACUAUGGUCGUAUUAACUCACUUUCAAUGUGCGCCUGGAAACCAAUAUUUAUGACAUCUGGCGAGGAUGAUAAGAGUAUCCGAAUUUGGAAUUACAUGACGGACGAUGUCGAAAUGAUUAAACUCUACCAGGAAGAGAUACACUGUCUAUUUGCUAUAGUUGGAUUCUCCGAUAAAUUGCGUUAUAUGGUUGUGCUUAUUGAUGACUUCGAAGUGAUGCGGGAGUUCCCCAUACGAAACUGUAAGCGAGUGAAGUUCAGCACUAACGGACACCUGUUUGCCGCUGUAAAUGGUCAGGUUAUUCAAGUCUUUUCAUCUGUAUCAUUCCAAAAUGUUUUCAAUUUAAAGGGGCACAAUGGAAGGGUGACUUGUUUAGCAUGGUCAGCUAAUGAUCUUACCCUAGUAUCGUGUGGUACUGAAGGUGCUGUUUACGAAUGGAGUAUGUCUACCGGACAGCGUGUUGGGGAAGUAAUUUUAAAAACGAAUCAAUUCAAUGCUUGCGCUGUCAACAGCAUCGGCAAAACUACGUACGGAGUUGGUACCGAUGGAGAAAUUAAAGAAAUUGGUUCCAACACAAUAAGGAGGAAUUUGGCACUGAUUGGCUGCGCUUUAGAUACAAUAGUAUUGUCUCGUUCCGACAUGAUGAUUUUUAUCACUGGCGGAGAAGGAGGGGUGACGUCCGUGCAGCUUCCACUCUUGGAUAAAGCUAUUUUUAAUGAAUUCCACAUGCACAACAAGAAAGUUACCGGCAUUGCUUUGGCCUAUGACGACCAAACACUUGUGUCUGUUGCGGAAGACUCAUCCAUUUGUCUGUGGCGGCUCACAAAUGCAGACGGUAGAGCGAUAGCGUUGGACAAAGAUUUUGCAUAUUCGAAAGAAAUUUUAAUUAGUAAGAAAGAUUUGCAAGAGAAAAUUAACAGUAUAAAUUUAUUAAGCACUAGAAUGAGUGAACUUGAAACUGAACACACAUAUCAACUUCGUCAAGCUGAAGCCACUCAUGCUGAGAAACUUAAAGAAGUUCACGAAGGUUAUUGUGCUGCUAUAGAAGAGCUUAAAGAAAAAAACGAGACGAUGGAAAAUGAGCACACCCAUGAAAUUGGCAUGAUACAACAAGACAUAGCAAAAUUACGUUCAAGCCAUGAAAGAACGCUGCAAACUUUAGAAGCCGAUUUCAACGUCAGGCUCAUCAGUGAAUACGACAGAUAUCAGAGUUUGGAAGAUAAAACAGCACGAAUGAGAAAAGAUUAUGAACAACGUUUAGAAGAACUGGCUGAAAGCAAGCGUCAGGCUCUUCGAAAACUUACUGAGAAAUUUGAAGCAAACCUUGAGGAGAAGGAACAUCUUUUGCAAGAAUUACAAGAACAAGCUGAAAUUGAGAAAAAGGAACAUGAAACAAUAAAAGCUUCAAUUGAAGAAGACGCUGAUCGUGAAAUUAUAGAGAUUAGAACAGCUUACGAGGUUCAGCUUAAAGAAGAAAAAGACGCUAACGUAAGACUAAAAGGAGAAACUGGCCUAAUGAAGAAAAAGUUAAUCGCCGCUAAUAAAGAAAUUGAUGAAUUUAAACAUCAAGUAUCCCAGUUAAAAGCCGAACACAAACAAUUUCAAAAAGUGAUUUCAACAUUGGAACGUGAUGUCGCCGAUCUGAAAAAGGAAAUUUAUGAAAGAGAUGGAACAAUUCAAGAUAAAGAAAAGAGAAUUUACGCAUUAAAAAGGAAAAAGCAAGAGUUGGAGAAGUAUAAAUUUGUGUUAAAUUUCAAGAUUACCGAGCUCAAGAAUCAGAUUGAACCUAAAGAAAGGACUAUACAAGAAUUGAAAGUGCAAAUUGAUGAUAUGGUGAACGAAGAACAAAAACUACUAAAUAUUAAGCAUGAUCUUGAACUUACUAUUACUCAGUUGAAUGAAAAGUUAGCAUCCGCUAAGAAGGAUUAUCUCGCCGAAGCAAACAGGAACUUGACUUUAAAGAACAUAUUAAAAAAAAUUAAAAUUGAUCUCCAUAAUAUGUCUGCGAAUCUUCAAGAUCCCACAAAACUGAAAUUGAGUGUAAAGGCAUUGUUCCACAAGUACGUGGAGGAUGUGGACUUCAUCCGCAGCCGAGUGGCGGAUGACGAGGCGGUGCGGGAGUUCAACCGGCAGCGUGAUCACCUUGAAAAGCAAAUCGCUGCACUCAAACAACAACUGUCCAAAUGCCUCGGGGGCUCGAAGAGCGAUAUCACUAAGAUUAUGGAUGAAAACUGCACACUUUUGACUGAGAUCAACAACUUGCGUACUGAGUUAAAGUCUACCCGUUCACGUUGCUUUCAAAUGGAGUCUAUUCUUGGUCUCUCUGCGCGCUACGUACCUCCGGCAGCAGCUCGUGCAAAGCUCAAGCAGGUGACAGAAGAUCGUGAAAAACUUGAUGAAGAAUUUAAACAAAAAAUUGAGGAAAGAGAAGAAAUAAUAGGGGCGCUGAAGGAAGAAAACGAACGGCUACUUGCAAAGUUCCAGUGCACGGAAGAACCUAAAACAAACUCUGGAUUAUCAUUUGAUAACUAA